AAGAUGGUGGUACAGUUCAAGGUGUUCAAAAAACCGGCGCCCAACGGCAAAUUGACCAUCUACCUUGGCCGCAGAGACUUCGUCGAUCAUGUCUCCGCUGUCGACCCCGUUGAUGGCGUGCUGGUGGUGGACACCGCCUACCUGCAGGGCCGCAAGGUAUACGGCCAGCUGGUGUGUAGCUUCAGGUACGGCCGGGAGGAAGACGAAGUCAUGGGCCUCAACUUUCAGAAAGACCUCUACCUCGCCUCCGAACAGAUUUACCCUCCGAAGGCUGUUGAACCCACCAAGCUGCAAGAACGGCUCAUGAAGAAGCUUGGCGCCAACUCCUACCCGUUCACGUUCAAGAUGCCGGAGAACGCCCCGCCCUCCGUCACCAUCCAGCCAGGGCAGGACGACGAGGGCCGCCCCUGUGGUGUUGAGUACUACAUCAAGGUUUUCGUGGGAGACACCGAGGAAGACCGCAGCCACAAGCGGUCCACCAUUCAACUCAACAUCCGACGCAUCCAGUUCGCCCCCAGCAAGAGCGGAAGGCAGCCCUGUACCAUCGUCAGGAAGGACUUCUUAAUGAGCCCUGGAGAGCUGGAGCUGGAGGUGACGCUCGACAAGCAGCUCUAUUACCACAACGAUAAAAUUGCAGUUAAUAUAAUAGUGAAGAAUCACAGCAACAAGACAGUGAAGAAGAUCAAGGCCGCUGUCCAGCAGUCUGUCGACAUCUGUCUCUUCUCCGGCGGCCAGUACCGCAGCACCGUCGCCAGCAUGGAGACCAACGAGGGGUGCCCCGUGAACUCUGGCUCGUCCCUGCAGAAGGUGCUCUACCUGACGCCCACACUCAGCAACAAUAUGGACCGUAGAGGCGUCGCCCUCGACGGCCACCUCAAGAACAUCCACACCAACCUCGCCUCCUCCACGCUGCUAGCCAACCCUGAGUCCCGGGACAUGUUUGGUAUGGUCAUAUCUUACAUUGUGAAGGUCAAGUUAUACCUGGGAGCCAUGGGAGGCGAGGUCACUGCUGAGCUUCCAUUCGUGCUCAUGCACCCCAAGCCUGACCUCCGCCGGAUGAUGCGGGCCGACAGUCAGGCCCAGGUGGAGGCCUUCCGCUCAGAGAGCAUGGGUCAGUCCGUUGACAUGGACUAGUGUCAUACGUCAUUAG
Molecule: messenger RNA, 1150 nt
Organism: Procambarus clarkii (red swamp crayfish)
Lineage: Eukaryota; Metazoa; Arthropoda; Malacostraca; Decapoda; Cambaridae
Product: arrestin homolog
Biological process (GO): G protein-coupled receptor internalization; signal transduction
Cellular component (GO): cytoplasm
Molecular function (GO): G protein-coupled receptor binding
Source: RefSeq, a predicted model, not a curated record